GCCCUUUCCUUUUUUCUUUUCUCCAUUUUAGUUCCCAUUAAUAAAAUGAAAAGCAAAUCAUAGUCAAAAGAAAAAAAAUGGAGCUUUAAUGGUGAGGGGAAUGGAUGGCGUUAGCAGCAGAAACUUUAAAAAAUCAGAUCAGGAAACUCCCAACUCCCCACCUCUCCUUCUUCUCUGUAGCUUUCUACUAAUAGUAAUCGAACAAUUUUCUACGUGUUCUUUAAUGGCGUUUGGUCGUUGUUGCAGUUGCAUCAACCUUUUCUAAACCCCACCAAUCUUCACUAUAUAUACCCCUUUUGAACAUAACAAAGAAUACCCAAGCUUCUUCUCAAAAAACCCAAUCUUUGUUUGUGAAGAAAUAUUCCAAAAAAGAGUCCCCAUCUUUUUUGAAUCACCCAUCGCCAUGAAUGGUGAAGAGAACAAUAGGGUUCAGAUCCGGCAACGUACUAGAUUGCCUGAUUUCUUACAAAGUGUUAACUUGAAGUAUGUUAAACUCGGUUACCAUUAUUUAAUAAGUCAUCUUUUGACUCUUUGUUUGAUCCCUUUAAUGUCUGUUAUUGUUGUUGAAGCAUCAAGGUUGAGUCUUGAUGAUGUUCAUCAAUUAUGGCUUCAACUUCAGUACAACCUCGUUAGUUUCAUUGUGUUUUCGGUUGUUCUUGUGUUUGGAUCCACUGUUUAUAUCAUGACCCGGCCAAGAUCCGUUUACUUGUUGGAUUAUUCAUGUUAUCUUCCUCCAUCACAUUUGAAAGUCAAAUACCAACAGUUCAUGGAACAUUCAAAGCUAACAGGUGAUUUUGAUGAAUCUUCGUUGGAGUUUCAACGCAAGAUAUUGGAAAGAUCAGGGCUUGGUGAAGAAACAUGUGUGCCUGAAGCAAUGCAUUACCUUCCACCAAGACCAUCAAUGGCGGCUGCAAGAGAAGAAGCAGAACAGGUGAUGUUUGGUGCAUUAGAUAAGCUUUUUGCUAAUACUAAUGUUAAACCAAGAGACAUUGGUAUACUUGUUGUUAAUUGUAGCUUGUUUAAUCCAACACCAUCAUUGUCUGCUAUGAUCAUUAAUAAAUAUAAGUUAAGGGGUAAUAUUAGAAGCUUUAAUCUUGGGGGUAUGGGAUGUAGUGCCGGUGUUAUAGCCAUUGAUCUUGCUAAAGACAUGUUACAAGUUCAUAGGAAUAGUUAUGCUGUUGUGGUUAGUACUGAAAACAUUACACAAAAUUGGUAUUUUGGGAACAAGAAAUCGAUGUUGAUCCCGAAUUGUUUGUUCCGCGUCGGGGGUGCCGCGGUUCUGCUAUCAAAUCGGUCUGUUGAUCGGAGGCGGAGUAAGUAUAAGCUUGUUCAUGUGGUUAGGACACAUUGUGGGGCAAAUGACAAGGCAUUCAAGUGUGUUUACCAAGAACAGGAUGAUAAUGGUAAAACAGGUGUUUCGUUGUCUAAAGAUUUAAUGGCAAUUGCUGGUGGUGCACUCAAGACCAAUAUCACAACAAUGGGUCCCCUUGUUCUUCCUAUAAGUGAACAAAUCUUGUUCUUUGUAACAUUAGUUGCCAAGAAAUUGUUCAAUGCGAAAAUCAAGCCUUAUAUCCCGGAUUUCAAGCUCGCGUUCGAUCAUUUCUGUAUUCAUGCCGGUGGGAGGGCCGUAAUUGAUGAGCUUGAGAAGAAUUUGCAGCUUCUUCCGGUACAUGCUGAGGCUUCCCGUAUGACUCUUCACCGAUUCGGCAACACUUCUUCGAGUUCGAUCUGGUAUGAACUUGCCUAUACAGAAGCAAAAGGCCGGAUGCGGAAGGGAAACCGUGUUUGGCAGAUUGCAUUCGGGAGUGGUUUCAAGUGUAACAGCACGGUUUGGGUUGCACUCCGGAAUGUGAAGCCAUCUCCUAAUAAUCCAUGGGAAGAUUGCAUUCAUAGGUACCCAGUGCAGCUCAAUCUGUAGCUCUAAUCAGUGUGUUCAUUUUCUCGAUGGCUUGAGUGUUAUCUUGUUUUUAAGUUCGGUCCCGAUAUAACACGGUGAUCGUUUAGUCUCUUGAAGGGGGGGGGGGGUUAAUGUGCUUAUUGUUGAAUGUUAUGAAUGUAGUAGUGCUUGAUCAUCUUCUUGUACCUGGAAUGAUUUAUACAUAUGGUGAAUACAAUGUUUGUACUUAAA
Gossypium raimondii (Peruvian cotton) is the source of this 2128-nucleotide messenger RNA. RefSeq names its product 3-ketoacyl-CoA synthase 4. The transcript has a single exon. Gene Ontology annotation, cellular component: membrane. The coding region runs from base 404 to 1918 and encodes 504 amino acids. The record is from RefSeq and is a predicted model, not a curated record. Gene Ontology annotation, biological process: fatty acid biosynthetic process. Lineage: Eukaryota; Viridiplantae; Streptophyta; Magnoliopsida; Malvales; Malvaceae. Gene Ontology annotation, molecular function: acyltransferase activity, transferring groups other than amino-acyl groups.